Molecule: messenger RNA, 4114 nt
Organism: Oryzias latipes (Japanese medaka)
Lineage: Eukaryota; Metazoa; Chordata; Actinopteri; Beloniformes; Adrianichthyidae
Gene: itga4
Product: integrin alpha 4
Biological process (GO): cell-cell adhesion; cell adhesion mediated by integrin; cell-matrix adhesion
Cellular component (GO): external side of plasma membrane; integrin complex
Molecular function (GO): integrin binding
Source: RefSeq, a predicted model, not a curated record
CACGCGCGCGCACACACACGUGAAUCAGGGUCUCCUCGCUCUCAGUCACUGACGGAAGCUCGCCUGUAGAUAUGUUUUGUCGAUUUUAACGCUUUUUCCUGAAAAAACGUCUUAAAUUUUUUGUCUCUUUAAGUUCACAAGUUGAGGAAUCUCAGAGACAGACUCGCGGACGCACGAGACACUUCACGCGCGAGGAGCAACAGGAGGUUUCUACUAAUUCUUGACUUUUCCCCACAAACUGCGGCUCUCCUUUGAGAUUUUCCUCCGGAAAACGAGCAAAUCUUAUCCCAGGACCGAGCGGACGGAUAUUUUGACCCGGGAUAGACCCUGUCUGACCUGGGAGAGGCUCGUCUGUAUACACGUGUUUCCUCCCUCCCAACAUGUGCUCAUCAGGGGAGAGCAUGCGGUUGCUCUGCAGCCUGGUUCUGGUCCUGGUUCCUCUUUCUGCAGGAUACAGUCUGGAUGUGGAGCACAGUUUAGAGUUCAGCGGCCCCUCCUCUUCCUGGUUUGGGUACUCUGUGCUGCUGCAUCGCCACGGAAGACAAACCUGGCUGGUGGCAGGAGCUCCGGUGGCAAACGGGUCUUCCAGUCUGCCAGUUCGAUCCCCAGGAGGUGUUUACCGCUGCAACAUCACACCUGAGCCUCGGACUUGCAAACGCAUGCAUACUGAAGUGUCUAGCUGUGGGAAGACCUGUGAGGGGGAAAGUGAUCACCAGUGGCUUGGAGUCAGUCUGUCUAGACAACCUGGAGAAGAAGGCGGACAUGUGCUGGCGUGUGCUCACCGAUGGAAGAACAUCUUCUACUCAACUAAAGAUUUUCAAAGCAAUAAACUGCCCAAUGGAGUUUGUUUUUCCUUCAGCAGUGACUUAGAAACAUCCCGGCACUACAUCCCAUGCUACACAGACCAUCAAAGGAAGUUUGGUGAGAAUUAUGCAUCGUGUCAGGCGGGUAUUUCCAGUUCCAUGACUGAGGAUCUGGUCAUCAUGGGGGCACCGGGAACGUCUUAUUGGACAGGUUCUGUUAUUGUCUACAACACAUCCAGUCGACAGAUUUCAGCCUAUGGGAAUGAUGAGACUGGAGCUGUCAACUUUGGGAGCUACCUGGGUUACUCUGUUGGAGCUGGUCACUUUCUCAGUCCUUCAUCUGAGGAGGUGGUGGGCGGAGCUCCACAAUACAACCAGAAAGGCAAGGUCUUCAUAUUUACAAUAGACAACAGCAGGCUGCGUAUUGUGUUUGAAUUACCUGGUAAAGAGUUUGGAUCUUAUUUUGGCUCCAGUGUCAGCGUGGUGGAUCUCAACGCUGAUGGGCUUUCAGAUCUUUUGGUUGGGGCUCCUAUGGCAACAAGCAACACCAGAGAGGAGGGAAAAGUACAUGUGUACAUCAACGAGGGACAGGCAAAGCUGGUGGAGGCAGAGUUCCAGCUGACUGGCAGCAGUUCUUACGCUGCCCGAUUUGGACAGUCCAUUGCCAACCUGGGAGACUUAGAUGAUGACGGCUACCCAGAUGUGGCGGUUGGUGCCCCACAGGAAGACGACCUCAGAGGAGCAGUCUACAUUUACAAUGGCAGGAAGGAGGGCAUUUCAGCGGCGCCAUCGCAGAGGAUCACUGGAUCCUCUCUUGGGCGUGACUUGAUGAUGUUUGGACAGUCACUGAGCUCUGGCAUUGACGUUGACAACAACAAGUACAAAGAUGUGGCGGUCGGUGCCUUUCUCUCAGAUUCUGCUGUAAUUCUCAGGGCCCGCCCUGUUAUCCAGGUGAAGGCAUCUUUAACUCUGCCUGACCAGAUUGACCAACAGGUGGCGCUGUGCCGCGACCGUGGCACUCCGACUGUCUGCUUCAAUGUCACCAUCUGCUUCAAUGCUACAUCUAAACACUUCAAAGGAUCCAUAGAUCUGCAGUAUAACUUGACCUCUGACCUUAUCCACAAAUCCUCCUUUCCUCAUCGCUUCUAUUUCCACGGUAACGGCUCAUUAAAUAGCACAAAGGGAGACGUGAAAACACGACACGGCCGUCUGACGUGUACGACGCACAUCGCAUAUCAAAGGAGAGAUGUGAAGGACAUUUAUACUCCAGUUCAGUUUGAAGUUUCCUAUGGUCUCAGAGAAACGACUCAAAAACAUGUCGUCAAAACUUUUCCUCCAUUGAAACCCAUUUUGCAGCAAAGUGCAGGACAACGCCACACCAUCACCAACCAGACUCGGUUUGCCCGUUCCUGCUCUCUGGGGAACUGUUCAACAAACAUGCAGCUGUCGAGUCAUUUAGUGCUACCUGAUCAGCAGGAUUUUGUUGCUCUGGGCUCUGCACAAACAAUCAUCCUGAAAACGUCUCUGCUGAAUUCUGGAGACGACGCUUUCCUGCCUCGACUGACACUGCGAUUCCCCGACAACAUCCACUACGUCAAAGUGCUGCAGAAUCAAGACAACCUGAUCAGUUGUGAUGUGAUGAAGGAAGACAACUCUACAGACGUGAGCCUUACCUGUACGGUUUCCAGCCUUGUUCUGCCUGCCGGCUCUCAGAUGAAUAUCAGUUUUCUGUUUGAUGUGAAUCACAACAGCACGCCUGGGGACGUCCUCAUUCAAAUGAACACCAGCAGUGACAAUUAUGAGAUGGAGAAGUAUCUCCAUGACAACGCCAUGAGCCUCAGCUUUCCUCUCAAAUAUGGAGUCAAUGUCAACAUCCACGGUUUUGUAUCUCCAACUUCCUUUUUAUUUGGGGAUGAAGACACAAUUCCAGCUGAGUGCUACUCUGAAAAACUCAACUACACAUUCAAGGUGUUAAAUUCUGGUCCCAGCAGAUCAGUGGACACCGUGGUUGACAUCAGACUGCCAAAGAUCCUUUCACCUCAUCGACACAAACUGCAGAAGGUGAUCAGCUUGAAGUCGUCACAUGGUAAGUGUUCGAUCAGCGGCAAAACCAUUUCGGUCUUCGAGGACUGCGACGUCCCUCAUGCUUCUUUCAUCCAGAAGCUCAUCUCCUUCUUCUCGCCUACCUCCACGCGCACAUUGUUCUGUGGCCGUGGAGAUGAACUGUGUGAACACUUGAUAUGUCGCCUCGGUAACCUAGAUGUGGGGCGAGAUGCUACCAUCCUGCUGGAGGUCAACCUGAACCCUGCUGUGCUGCUCCAAGAACCGGGCCGUCACGGCAUCAUGGCGUUGGAGAGCACUGCGCUGAUGUCCUUUCCAAGAGAAGAUCAUCACACUGUCCUCAUGCGGGGUCUCCCUUUCACUCAGGUGUCGGUGGAAGCCGUCUUUACCCAGAAGCUCACCACAGCGGUUCAAAUCUUCAUCAUCGCUGUCAGUUUAGUUUUAGGACUCACAAUCCUCGCUGCUCUCAUCUGGUGUCUGUGGAAGGCUGGUUUCUUUAAGAGGAACUUCCAGAAGAAGGAGGAAGAGGAGUUCAACAGAGACAGCUGGGAUUAUGUUCCUAAACUUAACAAAAGGGGAAGCACCACCUAAUACCCUUGAGCACACGGGCAGCUCUCUGUGUGACGGUGCUACAGCUUUAAGCAGACGUUCAGCCACAGGGACUGAGGCUCAGCGCUCCACAGGCCAACGUCUUCCUAAACGGACGCCGCUGACCGUGUUCUGGACACACCUCUUUUGGGAAACCUGGACAGAAGACAUUUCUGUUUGAUUCCAUUUGACUCUAAGGAGGGAGAAACCACCAAAGCAAAGCGACUUUCUGCUUUUCUCAGGGAUGCACUUCUAGAUUCUGAUUGGCUCAACAGUCUGCACAUUAUUUUCUUUCCUUGUAUCAUACCUGCUCAUCACGCGGUCAGGAAAGGGAACUACGGCUUGUUCUCCUGCCGCGUCUAAGUUAAUCGUUAUUUAUGAAUGUUAUGGCUCCACCUGAUUGACGAGGUGAAGGAAAUACGUCUGUUCACUUGUAGCAAAGCAUGCUGGGAGAGCCACACAGGUCAACCAUCCUGAAGAAGAAAUAGAUGUUUCCUGAUACUUGAUGUUAAAAAAAGAAGAAGAUGAUUAUAGAACAGCUUCAAAUGAAACUCAAUCUUUAGACCAAUCGUGUCUUUUAUUUUAUUUCUGUGCUGCUUUACAACAGAAGUGUGAAAAUGCUCCCAAAGAAUAGGAAGGAGGACCCACAAGGAAUCAGGACA